GGUGAAUACUGGCAGAGGAUCUCACAUGUGAGUGAAGUGACUCGUAUGUCCACCGUACUUCCUUGGAUUUCAUCUAGUGUUUACAAAUAAACAAGUAAGCGCUAGUGAAAAAUAUUACAAUGCCCAUAAAGUAUAUAGGCAGGACAACCGAUUUUAGGGGGAAACCCCUGUGGGAAAUAUUAGGCAACCUGAAAAAUUUUGGCGUGGGCAGAAUUGUGGUGAGAAGUAUGUUCGAAAGAUACGACGAACCAUGUUACUUUGUCAUACGGAAAGUUGAAGCGAUGCCGAAUGAGGAAACUCGCAAGGUUUGCGUCUGGGCGGAAAAGAUAUUCAGGGGCAGGAAGUAUCCCUACUUGGUGAAAAUAAGUAGCGUCACAUACAAAGCGGACUACAGGCUUAUCCAUAAACACGAGGAAUAUGCAUAUACCCAUGCCCAGAAUGCAGAAUCCAGUGAGAAACCGGCGAGACUGCUCCCAAGAACAGCUCCUUUUCCACCUCUACUAAAAGAGCUGAUAAUCCGUGAUUGCCUAGCCAGGGGCGAAAAAGUGACAGAGGAACCGAGGAUGCCACUUGUAUGUAACCAAGGUGUUGAUAACGUCUCAGUAGUUGCAAAAGAAAGUGAAAAGCCAACUGUCUCUAUAGAUAGACUCUUUGGUGCUACUAAGAGCCAAACAUUAUAUAGUAAUAUUGAAAAGUGAUAUGUUGGGGCAGUGUAUAAUUUUAUGUUGUUACACUGUAUAAUUUUUUGUUGUUACACUGUAAGUAUUGUAUUUUAUUAAUAAAAAGAAUUGGUUAUGUAUGUUA
This is a messenger RNA of Schistocerca piceifrons (Central American locust), 804 nucleotides long. It is a transcript of the gene mRpS34, whose product is annotated as 28S ribosomal protein S34, mitochondrial. Lineage: Eukaryota; Metazoa; Arthropoda; Insecta; Orthoptera; Acrididae. The transcript is spliced from 3 exons. Gene Ontology annotation, cellular component: mitochondrion; mitochondrial small ribosomal subunit. The record is from RefSeq and is a predicted model, not a curated record. Gene Ontology annotation, molecular function: structural constituent of ribosome. Gene Ontology annotation, biological process: mitochondrial translation. The coding region runs from base 120 to 698 and encodes 192 amino acids.